Malus domestica (apple) is the source of this 1450-nucleotide messenger RNA. Lineage: Eukaryota; Viridiplantae; Streptophyta; Magnoliopsida; Rosales; Rosaceae. The record is from RefSeq and is a predicted model, not a curated record.
UAUACAUGACUUACUUCGAACUUUGGGAAACAAAUCAACAGCGGCAACCCCUGCCCAGUCGAAAAUAUGCCUCAUCCAAAGUUGCUCAGUUCCAUCCCAUUUUUCUAUAGUUCCAAGCCCUCAUAAGUCACAGAUGGAAGAACUGCUGCUGAUCAAGAAGCACAUGUGGUCCAUUGGUGGUUUUGCGGAUCACUCCCUUCCCGAAAUACUCGGCGAUCACAGAAACCCCAUCCUUUGAACUUUUAACUUGCUGAAGAACAAAUCCUGAAUCGUGUAAAUCGAAAAAGGAAAAGAAAAGGAGGUCAAGUUUGAAUUAGUUUUUAUACUUCCAACCGUGUUGAAUUUGGGUAAAUAUGGGGUUCUUUAUAAUGUUCAACGAAUCGACCAAGGGUUUAAAUACGAGGGAUGUUUUAUAGGUUUUAAUGGCAGUAUCAUCAGAUUUCAACAUGCUCGAGAAGGCCUUGAGUGUCCAGGAGUCCUACACUGCUGCUGAUCUCGAAAUGUGGGGUUUAGAAUUUGAACCCAAGCCUGACUCUCUCCUGAUUUACUAUUUGUUCAACAAGCUCAUCGGAAAGCCACUUCCAACGGUAGAGAUGAUCAAACACCUUGUCUCCGGGAAGAAGAAUUUUCCGGAUCCCACUUUUAUACCGCCGGAAAACUUCUCUUUUGGAUCGGAAAAGAACAAAGCGUUCUUUUUUGUUCCAUUCGUGGAUGAAGAGGCUGAUUCUUCCCUGAGGUUCACUGUUCGGGGGAGCUUUUGGCGGUUUUCUAGUGAGAAGAGUAUUAACCAUCUUCACAAUGGUGAAGAGGUUCGUAUCGGGACUGCAAGAACCUUUAUCUUUUUUAAGAAUAUACAAGAGGAGGGUGGUUAUGAGAUGGUUGAAUAUAAGCUUCUGAACUCUAAGGCCCUUGGAAUCGAUCCAAGGCUAAUACAUUCAAGAUCGUUCAAUGAUCUGCUCCAACUCUACUCCAUCGUUGCCAUUACAUGCCAUGACGGCAAUUUGGAGAAGAUCAAGAAGGGUAUCGUGGCCCCUGCGCUGCUUACUGGUGGAGGUCAUCAGAUUAUUCUGCCUCCCGAUGCCGACAUUGGAGCCAAGGGAUCCAUUGCUCCGCUUAUCGACCACAUCUCAGGCAACCCAGACAGCCCAGCUCCAAGUCCCGCUCCUCAACUUGGAUUAUUUGGACUAGAAACGGUUUCCAUUCUUGCACGCACCACGGGGGCUGCUGGGGAAGCUUCCACCUCCUAAGUCAGCAAAAUUUUUGUAGUUAUCAGAUAUGUUUUUCAAUUUUGUUUAGCUGUUUGGUCGAGUUGUGCCUUUUGUGUUCUGCAUGCAUGAUUGUGUUUGUGCAGCGAGACAAGAAAACUAUGAAUUUGAAACCGUGGUUCUGUAGUUUUGUUAUGUUCAGAUGUUCAUUUUCUCGGUGAACCCUCAUCCUGCCAUUUGAAAUU